AUGGACUCGUCCUUGUUCGACUUGAACUCUGUGGGCAGGAGAUCCUUGGUCCUUUGGGACAGUGGUUCUGAUGGAGUGAGCAGCACAAUGGGCGGUUGGGUUCUUGACCGUGUACAACUGGUGGUACUCCUCGGCGUCCCAGAAUGUCUUGAUUGGCUCGAUCACAGUGACGAUCUUGUCAUUCGGAUACCAUUUUUUCUGGGCCUCUUGCAAAGACUCGCGGGCGAUUUUAUCCUGCUCCUGGCUAUGGGUGAAGAUGGCCGAUCUGUAUUGGGUUCCAACGUUUGGACCCUGGUAGUUGAGUUGGGUUGGGUCGUGGAUCAAAAAGAAAAAGUCCACAAGACUCUUGUACGAAACCUUAGUCGGUUCGUACGAGAUCUGCAACGUCUCUGCGUGGUUGGUGGUAUUAGUGCAAACGGUUUUGUAAUCUGGGUUCUCAAGGUCUCCAUUAGCGUAACCAACCUUGGUGUCCAGGAUCUUUCCGUUGAACUGCUUGUUAUAAAUGUGCUCAACGCCCCAGAAACAGCCAGCAGCAACGCUAAUCACUUCGCUGGUCGGAGUAGUCUUCAACGUCUUGGAGAUGGCAGACAUGGUGAAAAAUAA
This is a messenger RNA of Ogataea philodendri, 603 nucleotides long. RefSeq lists its product as uncharacterized. The coding region runs from base 1 to 603 and encodes 200 amino acids. The record is from RefSeq and is a predicted model, not a curated record. The transcript is spliced from 2 exons. Lineage: Eukaryota; Fungi; Ascomycota; Pichiomycetes; Pichiales; Pichiaceae.